CAUGCACUGGGGGGUUGGCUUUGCCUCGUCCAGGCCGUGCGUGGUGGAUCUGAGCUGGAACCAGAGCGUCUCCUUCUUCGGCUGGUGGGCCGGGUCCGAGGAGCCCUUCUCCUUUUAUGGGGACAUCAUCGCUUUCCCUUUGCAGGAUUACGGUGGGAUCAUGGCAGGGCUGGGCUCCGAUCCCUGGUGGAAGAAAACACUUUACUUGACCGGGGGAGCUUUGCUGGCCGCAGCUGCGUAUCUGCUCCACGAACUCCUGGUCAUUAGGAAACAGCAAGAGAUUGACUCCAAAGAUGCUAUUAUUUUGCAUCAGUUUGCAAGACCUAACAAUGGUGUCCCCAGUUUAUCUCCUUUCUGUUUGAAAAUGGAAACUUAUUUAAGGAUGGCUGACUUACCCUAUCAGAACUAUUUUGGUGGAAAACUCUCUGCUCAAGGAAAAAUGCCUUGGAUUGAAUAUAAUCAUGAAAAAGUUUCUGGCACAGAAUUCAUAAUUGACUUUCUGGAAGAGAAACUUGGAGUGAAUUUAAACAAAAACCUUGGGCCUCAUGAGAGAGCCGUCUCCAGGGCGGUGACCAAGAUGGUGGAGGAGCACUUCUACUGGACGUUAGCUUAUUGCCAGUGGGUGGACAAUCUCAAUGAGACCCGGAAGAUGCUCUCUCUUAGUGGUGGUGGUCCCUUCAGCAACCUGCUGAGGUGGGUCGUGUGCCACAUAACGAAAGGAAUUGUGAAACGCGAGAUGCAUGGCCACGGCAUUGGCCGCUUCUCAGAGGACGAGAUUUACAUGCUGAUGGAGAAGGACAUGCGCUCUUUAGCAGGGCUUCUGGGUGAUAAGAAGUACAUCAUGGGCCCCAAGCUCUCCACUCUCGACGCCACUGUCUUUGGACACUUGGCGCAGGCAAUGUGGACCUUACCUGGGACGAGACCUGAGCGGCUGAUCAAAGGUGAGCUGAUCAACCUCGCCAUGUACUGUGAGAGGAUAAGAAGGAAAUUCUGGCCAGAGUGGCACCACGAUGACGACAACACCAUCUAUGAGUCCGAGGAGAGCAGCGAAGGCAGCAAAACCCACACGCCUCUGCUGGAUUUCAGCUUUUACUCAAGGACAGAGACCUUUGAAGAUGAGGGAGCAGAGAACAGUUUUUCCAGAACCCCAGACACGGAUUUCACUGGACACUCGCUCUUUGAUUCUGACGUGGACAUGGAUGACUACACAGACCACGAACAGUGCAAGUGACGUUCAGCCUCACCGGCCCUUUUCUGCUGUGGCUGCCACUCCCCGGGGCUGGUCCAGUUUCCCAGGUGGAAAUCCAUCCGAGCUGGAGGGGAUCUUUGUGCCUGGCACAGUUCUCACAAGCUAACUGGACUACAGCAGCCUUAUUUCUUUUUUGUACAAACAAAACACAGAACCAUUCAGAUGGCUCCAUUUCAAAUACACAGAAUGAACAGGCAAAAACAAACAAACAAACAAAAAAAAGUCAGCAUGGUUCCUGAAAUCCACUUUUGUUUUCAUUUGAAAACCUAUAUUGAGAGGUAGACCCAGGUAUAAGAGCAGGUUUUCCUCAGAUUGUUUACGCUGAUCCUCUUCAACCUGAGGGCUUAGUUGUGAGAAGAAUUCUUGAACGUCCUUCAUGCACCAGGGUUUGAAGUAAUGAGAGAUGUCAUCAGAAGAAAUGUAGGAGAUGAAUGUUCUAUGGCUGCUUGUAUUUUGUAUGUAUAUUGUAUGUUGAGAGAGAAGUCCAAUAAAAUCCAUAGAUAUUCAGUGAACACCUACUAUGUGCAAAGCACUGUGCUAGGUGCUAACCAGUAUAAGUUUUUUUCUAAGCCCUGCUGGUGACUAGCUGUGUGAUUUCAGGCAAGUCUCUUAAUUCUUGUGUGCCUCAUUUCCCCACCUGUAAAGUGGGGCUAACAAUACUCUCCACCUACCUACCUCACAGGGGUGUUGUGAGGAUUCAUGGGGUCACAUUUGGAGCUUUAAACCUCUUAAUAGAGGUGCGACAUAAACACAACAUUUUAUUCUUUAUUGUGCUUCAUACAUUUGAAGAUUUGAGAGCAAAGGAAUUCACAUUCAGGCAAUAGCAGCCAUAGUCCCUCGAAAAACCCAAGCAGGUGGAACACACAGACACAGUUGGGACUCUGUCGUCGUCCCUCUUGUGAUGAAUUGAAAUUUUUUGUUGAAAAAACCUUGGAAAUAUUUUUACAAAUCAUCAACAGCUACAGGUGGUCUUUAAUUAUGUAUUCUUGCAGAAACGCCUUUCUUUCAUUGCCUGAACGCACACUGGAAUGUCGUCCUUUGCUGAUUUCUGCGAGUUAAAUUGCCUGUGUUUGACUUCUUUGGCGGGAAUAAAGCUCAGGAGUAUGAUGGGCUUAAUGGAGGGGUAGGGGAAAGUAUUUGAUUGAUUUUUGUAAGCAGAAGUUUGCCAGCUCGUAAUGUCUUUUUGAAAACACGUUGCAGGAGAUAAAAAGCAGGAGGAGGAAGAGGAUCGUGUUACUAGUAUCAAAGCACUUUGUGCAGUGUAGACUCUAUGCAGUUACAUGAGUGCAACUUUUCUGGAGUUCUCAGCCAUGGCCUAGUGAGAAGAAGACAACGCUGAGGACAAAUUUUAAUGUUUCUUAAGGGUCUCCCAUUCCCUCCCCAUACUCCUCCCUUCCCUAAGGGCCCAUGAACUCUGUAUUUACUGUACAUAGUAAGGCGCUCUAUCUCUGAAGACACGGUUUUUGUUGAUGUUUUUCCAUUGAAGUUUAGGUUGAAGAUCCUGGGGUGGUGGCUGUAGAUUUGGGCUAAUAGAGUCAGUGUUAAGAUUUACAGCUGCAAAGAAAACUGCUUUGUUUCUGAUUACAAUGGACAGAAUGGGUAAGGAUUAUUCAUUAUGGGCUUAAAGAGGCAUUUCUUAAAAGACAGCAUUUUCCUUUGAGAAGUUCUUCAAAAAGACUCUUUGAAUAUAGCUUUUGCAGAACAAUCCUGAGAUGCUGUGGAUUCACAGAGAUGAAGGGGGCAGUUUUGGAGGCUGUUUACCAUUUAAGCAACUGUGUAAGGGAGAUGGAACAGUAUGAAAUGCUGAGAUAUCCUAUUCUUCAGAUUAUUUCGUUGUUAGUAUCUUAUUAAAAUGAUUUACUUUUGAGAGGACUGAUGCCUAAUGAGAAUGUAGUGGCGAAGAUAUGAGUGGAUAAACCUGUUUUUUUUGUCUCCAGUUUCAUGUGGGAGGACUAUUUGCUGCUUUUUUCGCUAGUAAGGUGUCCCAAGGCCUGCCGGAGAUAGUUCUGUGUGACAAGGGACGCUCCAGACCUGAAAAUGUGAAUGUACUGAGCAGAUGGACUAUGGAAUUAUCUCCACAAAGACAAAGUCACCCUUUUUCCACCCACAGCUGGAAAGAGUUGUAUUUGAAAUUUUGCCCACAAUUUAUUCUUCUUGUAUAGCAUUGUUUGAUGUAUCUCCACUCCAAGAAUGAUUAAGUUAUGAGUCUGUAGGUUCAUAAACACAUAUUUUUCAUUGUGUUUUACUUGGAGGACAAGUACACGGAGAGCCAACCUUCUAAGUGAAGUUGUGGAACGGUUGGUUCCAUCCAGGUAACUCCAACAGGAGCUCGAAUGGACAUUGUCACCAGGAGGCUUCGGUACUGGCCUGCCAGCUCCUGACUGCAGCAUCAGCGUUGUGUAGGUGCAGUUUAAUCUGGAAAUCUAGAAUAUAUUCAGGUUUUACUUUCCCAAUAUAUGUUAUGGAAACAAAACAGCCAAGACAAAAAUCACUGUGGUGGGGAACGACUUACACAGUUUUUAUUAGGAGAGCUUUAAUUUUACGUGGUUCAUUCUUAAGCUAUCCAGAUUCGAAGCGUUCUCCAAUUUGGUGAACAGGUGCUACUUAUUAGAAAAAUUAACAUCAAGAAAUUAGGGGACAAAUUGGUCACCUGGCUCACUUGUUCCACUUCUGUGUUUCUUUUUACUGGAAAGUCACUUAAGAAAAUGUGCUCUUUGAUGUUACCUUGUGUUUCUGGUUGGACAGAAGACCCAUAGGCCACUUGUUCUCUUUCACCUCUAAUUGUGAUAACAAAUUCUGCCUCUCUGUGCACUUCCCUUUGCCCUCCCCACCUCCACAUGCCAGGAUUAAUGAGCAAGCAGUAGUGUGUUUUGCAUAUAUCAGAGUAGAUACAAGGACAAUAUAAAUUUAUGCAGAAGUAAACUAUAUUGUUAGUUUACCGUUUUGUUAUUGUAACAUAAUGAAUUGUGAACAGUGACACUACCAAGGCCAUGGGCUACCCAGGAGACUGAUCACAGACUUAGAGCAUCUGGGACGUGCAUCGCAGCAGCUGUCUAGUCCUCCAAUGAGCCCUGCUGGUGUGUGCUGGGGUACUAGGAUAUGCUUUUGUGAAACAGGGUUCAAGAAAGGUAGUGUUAAGGAUUAGCCUCAUGGGUCUUGCUUGGAUUACUUGAGAGUGUUGAAUCAUUGAAAUGGUUAGCUAGGCCAUGGAUUAGCUUUAGGAAGCCCCUAACAAGAGAGCCCUGAGGUCAUUAUUGACUCAGUGUCACAUAAAUAUUUAUUUGCAAGGCAGGACCAGGAACUGAGUGAGAUCUUUCACUUUGCCUUAGAUUGUUCUUGUUAUUAUACCACUUUGACUUGAUUUCCUUUUAAAAUACACACGCCCUGAGAGAUCACUCCUAGAAGUUCCUAGAACUAGCACACCCCCAGCCUCCCAGAGAGUGAUGGGAAUCCUCCACCUUUGUCCCUCAUGUCUGUCUAGCCUGAUCCAGGCCAAUUCAAGAGACCUUUCCUCAGUAUCUACUCUCUGCAAGGCACUGCUAGGCUCUGUGAAUGACACCAAGAUUGAUUUCCAAGUCACCAGUACUCCUCAUUCUUUGUUAUUUAUCUUUUAAGCAUCCACACCCAUCUGCUCACUGUCCACUGGACACCUACCCUGUGCCUUGCCUGCAGGUCCACUGUAUUGAAUGAUGAACAGAGCAGACAUGAACCGCGCGUUCAGCACAUCCUCUUCUGGCUGGCUGGACCUCUGCAGUAGCCUCCUUUACAUGCUUGUCCACUUCCCAAACCCAUUCCACCUACCACCACCAGGUCAAUCUUUGUAUAAAGCUCUGGCCCUCAUGGGGUACCAUAUUACCUCAGGGUGAGGGUCAUUUCUUAGGGCGGGAUGUCCUUACCUCUUUAUUUACCUUUUCACCUGGAGCUCCUUCAUGUGAGCCUUCCAGGUGCAUCCAGGUUGGUUCCUGUGCUGUGGCCCAAACAUGCCUCAUGUGCCCCCACUCUGUGUCUGUUCAUGCCAGUCCCUCUCGUGAAAUGCCUGCCCUUCCUCUUCACUGGCCCAACUCAUACCCACCUAUCAAGGCCCAACUUCACUGGUUCCGCAAGAAGGUGUCUCAGCUCAUUAUAAUCUGCCUUUCCUCUGGAAACACUACAUUCAUCAUUCCCUUCCCUGAAGGCUGCGUGGGAAAGGUGUGUUAAGAAAGUGGGCCACAAGCUAGAAAGCAGUGCUUUCAAAUUUUUGUGUCUAAUGAAAGUCAUAUACCCUAUUCCCUGAAAAAUACACAUAUGCAAAUAUGUACAAUUUACAUACAAGUUCAGGAGAUUCAGAAACCUUUUGAAAUUAUCUGUGGAUUCUUUAAGGAGUUCAUGAACCCUAGGUGAAGAAGCUUUCUUCUAAAGAGCCUGUAAAAAUUGUUGUUAGUGUUCAUUCUUUCUUGCCUUUAACAUAUCCAGAGAGGAGAAAAAUUGGCAUGGGAUGUGCAAGCAGAAGUAAUCUCUUAUUUCCCUGUUGAGUAUGUUCUGAGUGACAGGAAGGAAAGAGGAAGAGCUGGCUUGCUUUAAUUGAAAGAAUAACUUUGUUUUGACAGAUUUGGCAUUUUGAAAGUGAUGGGGUUUUGUUGUCACCAUUGUCAUUUAUCCUUAAACAUCCAAAAGGUUGAUUUAUCAAAAUUAGUUGAGGGCCAGGUGAGCUUCAUUUGAGCCCUGAAACCCACCGCUUCUGCAUUGUGCGGGCAGGCUGACUGGCCUGCCACUGAGGUGGGAGGGAAGAGGCUGGAUUUUUCAUUACAGGAAAAAGGUCUGCACAAGCAGGUUUUUCUGUAUUCAUUCAUUCACU
Messenger RNA from Pteronotus mesoamericanus, 6083 nucleotides. RefSeq names its product failed axon connections homolog, metaxin like GST domain containing (gene FAXC). Gene Ontology annotation, cellular component: cytoplasm. The coding region runs from base 2 to 1231 and encodes 409 amino acids. NCBI's taxonomy places the organism in Eukaryota, Metazoa, Chordata, Mammalia, Chiroptera, Mormoopidae. The transcript has 6 exons. The record is from RefSeq and is a predicted model, not a curated record.